Strongyloides ratti is the source of this 2787-nucleotide messenger RNA. Its product is annotated as Target SNARE coiled-coil domain and Microsomal signal peptidase 12kDa subunit family-containing protein. The coding region runs from base 1 to 2787 and encodes 928 amino acids. Gene Ontology annotation, biological process: protein targeting to ER. The record is from RefSeq and is a predicted model, not a curated record. NCBI's taxonomy places the organism in Eukaryota, Metazoa, Nematoda, Chromadorea, Rhabditida, Strongyloididae. The transcript is spliced from 9 exons. Gene Ontology annotation, cellular component: endoplasmic reticulum membrane; signal peptidase complex.
AUGAUAAAUCACGACCUUGCACAAGGGAUUCUUGAUUUUUUUAAUGAGCUAGGAAGAGAAUAUUUUCAAUGUCUGGAAGUGGAUUCAUUAGCAGCUGUAUUCGAUUGUAUAGUACCAAAAACAAUAGAUUAUAUACAUAAAACAACUAAUACCGUUAAUGUUACGGGAAGUGAUGUCUUUGAGUCACUUUAUCUUCUCCUAGAAAUGUUGUCUGAUGACAUCAAAUUUGUAGAUAUCAUAGAAUUCAAAAAGGCUGCGAAAGGUGAUGAUUUGGAACAGUUAAAACUUCUUGCUUUAACAUUAUAUCAAUUAGCUAUAAUUGAUUGUAAUAUGGUUAGCAAAAUAAGUGAAUCCCUUAGUCAUGAAUCAGUUGGAAAAGUCGUUGAGUUGAUAAAUUUUCUGGAAAAUCCAUGCAAUUGGCCUCAAGAUAAACAAUGGAGUUUUAUACUUAUGUCAAAAGAGAGACAAAGUGUUUUACCAUCAGAUAUUGAUAAGGAGAAUUUCCAAUUACCCAGAAAUUCUUUGUGUCAAACACCAAUGGGUUGGAGAAAACCAAGUCAACCAAAUAGUAUAUUAACAAGUAAAAGUCGGACCAGAAGUAUGUACACUUUUACUCCAUCGACUAAUUUUAAUUCAUCUUUUGUCAACAGUCCAAUAAUGAGUGCUGUUUGUUCUCCUUCAUUUGAAGCAAAAAGAGAAUUGAGGAGACUUAAAAAUUCAUACAAUAAAAUUUUGAGAGAUUUUGAAGAAUUAGAAAGAUCAAAUGUAAGAAUGAGAGAAACUUUCAACACAAUGAAGAAAUCUCUUUCGGAUAAGGUAACUAAUUUAGAAUGCCAAUUAGAUAAUAAAAAUUCUGAAUGCAUUAUGCUGAUGGAACAGCUUGAUAGUCAAUUAAUAUCGACAUCUGAGGCAGAAAAUUUACAGGAAUCUAAUAAAAAAUUACUUACGACAAUUACUUCUUUGAAAAGUGAUAUUGCUAGAUUGACUAGCAUAAAUGUUGAAAAUACCAAGAAAUGUUUAUCUCUUGAAAAAGAUGUAAAAUUUAAAGAGGAAAGAAUUAAUUUACUUGAAAAAGAUUUAUCUGAAAAAGACGAUUAUCUUAUGAGUAUUCUUGACAAGCAUACAAGUGAAACGAAUGAAGCAGAAUUAGAGAAACAACGACUUCAAGAGAAAUUAAAUCUUUUUGCGGAGCGUAAUGAGGAGUUAACAAGGGAUCGUUUUAGAUUAAAAGAAGAUUUAAUUGAGGAACGAAACAAUGCUCACGAACAACAACAUGUCAUUCAUAAUCAUUACCAAGAAAAAAUUCUGGAAUUAAAGAGGGAAGUUGAUAGUCUUUUAAGACAUAGAGAAACAUUGUUAAAUCAGAAUGAAACUUUUAAAAUCUCACUUCUUGGUGCAAAAGAAGCACAAAAACAACUAGAAGAUGAAGUUAUAUCAAUUAAAGAAACUCUUAAUUCAAAAGAAGAAGUUGUUAAAACUACUGUUCAAAGAGAGGAAUCACUUAAGAAUUUAAAUAACCGGUUAACAUUGAAAAUAAAAAGAUUAGAAACAGAUAUGGAAACGGUGAAAAAAACAUGUCAGGAUGAAGUUAAAAAGUAUAGUGAGUUAAUUGAACGACAAAGUUUAUUUACUUCUAAUGAUGUGAUCAAUGAACAAAAUGAACAAAUAGAAAAACUAAAGGAAGAGGUUGAAUGUCUUAAAGAAGAAAAUGAGAGAAAGGCACGUGAGAUUGAUGAAUUAAAAGAAGACAUGAGGGCGUUAGAAGAAGAAAGGAAAAGUUGGGAGAUGUUCAAAAAUUCAGACAAGAAUUUUUUUUUAUUCGAAGACUCAUUUUCUAAUACGGAGCUUCUUAGCAAUUGUCCAAAUGAUUUUAACUUUGAUUCUGAAUCUUUGGUAAUGUUUGCAAAUAGUAUAACUGAAGGAGGUGGUGAUGAUACAUCGUCAUAUGAUGCGGAAAUCGAGCUAGAAGAAUAUACUUUUACAACAAUUGCAGAUGGUAUAACACGAGUGUGCCGUGUUGUUAAAGAUACAUUUGAUAUGAACGAAGAUGAUGAAUCAGAAUAUCAAACAGCUGAUCAAUUUUUGCGAGACUCCAGAAAUAGUUGUUAUGGAUCUUCAUGCUUAGAAUCAAUUGCUGAAGAAAGUAGUGAACUGACAAGCUUUAAUGUAAUUACAUAUACUUCUAGACAAAUGGCCUAUAAUAGACCUAGAAAUGGGGCAAAACCAGAUCAUUUUUUGGAACAACAAAACAAUGAAUUAACUGAAAGUUUAGCAAACAAAGCAAAAGCUCUUAAAAGAAUAACCAUUGCUAUUAGUGACGAUGUCCGGGAACAAAAUCGUCUUCUUAAUGAUAUGGAUGAUGAUUUUUUAAAAUCAAACAGUCUUCUUGGAAUAACAAUGAAAAAACUUGGAAUAGUUUCAAAAUCAGGUGUCACUUGCUACUUUUUUUUCAUUAUGGAUAGUGUUAUUGCUUUACUACCUUCAUGGAUGACUUGUUUCUCCACACAUAUGGAUUUCCAUGGUCAACAGAAAGCUGAAAGAAUAUAUGAAGUUGUUAUUGUUACAUCAGCAGUUGUUGGUUUUCUUAUUGGGUUUUUUACUCAACAAAUUUCUCAUAUGGUUAUUUCUAUUGGAAUAGGUUUUGUAUUAUCAUGUAUUAUUAUUUUACCACCAUGGCCUUGCUUUAGAAGGCAUCCAGUACAAUGGUUACCAAAUGUUGAACCACCAAAGAAGGAAGAGGAAAAUGAUGAUGAACAAAAAGAUGAAGCAGAUAAGAAAAAUGAUUAG